AUGGAAGAUUAUCCACUGCACAGCUCGCUUGAUGGGAGAUUGAAUUAUGAGAAUUAUCCACUGCACAGUUCAGUUGAUGGGAGACUGAAUAAUGAAAAUUAUCCACUGCACAGCUCGCUUGAUGGGAGACUGAAUAAUGAAGAUUAUCCACUGCACAGAUCAGUUGAUGGGAGACUGAAUAAUGAAGAUUAUCCAUUGCACAGCUCACUUGAUGGGAGAGUUAAAUACUUCAUUCCAUUAGAGUGUCAAGCUUUUCCAUGUAUACAAAUCGCAGAGGAUCAGCUGCAUCAAGAAAUGAAUAAUGAAAACGAAAUUGGCCAGUUUGGGGUGUUUCCUUCACCGCCCAAUAUCGAGACCGCUCAUGAAUUCUCUGUGGGGACGGCCAAAUAUGGACAAGAGAAUGCCACGUCGUCAGAAGAAAUUGUUAAGGUGGUGGGCACGCAGUACAUGCAUGCCUGUGCUGAGGAGGGCUUCAAGCAGAACUACACUUUCGCCAUUCCGGUGGUUGCCAGAGAAGAGCAGAACGGGCUUCAAUUGACUCAUCUUCUUUUGGUCUCGGCAGAGAUGGUUGAGAAGCAGCGAUAUGAAGAAGCCUACGGGAUGCUCAGUCAAUGCAAGAAGCUCUCUUCCAAGUUUGGGAACCCCAUAGAGAGGCUCUGCUAUUACUUUUUCGAAGCCCUCGAAGAGAGAAUUGAACGGCAGACCUGCGGUGAGCCAAAUAAGGGAAAACAAAUAACCCCUGAUUUUACUAACAAUUACAAAAGUGAUCAUGGAGAAAGUGACUUUUACUCUCUAACCGCUCUCUGUAAUAGGGUACUUCCGUAUGCCAGAAUCCUGCAAUUCACCACCGUCAAGGCUAUCCUUGAUGCCGUGGGGAAGGCAAAAAGAAUUCAUGUAAUUGAUCUGGGAAUUCGAACUGGGUGCCAAUGGACAUCAUUGAUUCAGUCCAUUGCUCUAGAAGAUUCUUAUUCGUCCAUUAAGCAUCUCAAGAUCACAGCAAUUGGAGUGAAUUCUGAUGAUCUAGAAGACAGUGGAAGAAGGCUUACAAAAUUUGCUAAAGCUAUGGAGAUUAGCUUUUCCUACUGUUCGGUCAAGAUCUCAGCGUUGGACGAGAUUGAAGAAUGUUUGUUCAACGUUAAAGCCGGUGAGUUCAUGGCCGUGUAUGCUCCCACUGUUUUCAGAAGUUUGUUAUAUGAUCCUGCUCUUCUCGAGAAUGCUGUUAAUGUUAUCAAGAAUUUAAAGCCUCAUAUUCUGCUGAUUUCGGAAGUAGAAGGGGAGCAUAAUUCCCUCUCUUUCGUGAAUCGUUUCAUUGAGGUCCUUUUCUAUUACAGCAGUUUCUUUGAUUGUUUGGAGGUUUUGUUGCCGAGCAGAACUGAUUCAAGGAGGGUCAUAAUCGAAGAAGUCUCUUGUGGGAGUCAAAUAAAAAAUAUGAUAGCCUACGAAGGGGAGUCCAGGAAGGUGAGACACGUUAAAAUGGAUAAGUGGAGAUCUUUCUUCCAACUGGCGGGAUUAGAGAAAUGCAUUUCAGCUAUCAGGCUUGGUAUCAGGCAAAACUAUUGCUUAAGGAAUAUGAUAAUGCGGAACUUUUUACUAUUGCGUCAAAUGGACCUGCUAUAA
Molecule: messenger RNA, 1617 nt
Organism: Cryptomeria japonica (Japanese cedar)
Lineage: Eukaryota; Viridiplantae; Streptophyta; Pinopsida; Cupressales; Cupressaceae
Product: DELLA protein RGL1-like
Exons: 1
Coding region: 1-1617 (538 amino acids)
Biological process (GO): regulation of DNA-templated transcription
Cellular component (GO): nucleus
Molecular function (GO): DNA-binding transcription factor activity; sequence-specific DNA binding
Source: RefSeq, a predicted model, not a curated record